GUUCAGAACAUUCAGUUGUGCGAAUUAGUAGCGGCGGUUUGGUUGGAUCGCGAAUUUUGCGGAUAAAGUUUUUUUGCAAAAAAAAAGGAUCACAUGAAAUUUGUGAAUUUUUUGACCUAAAUACAUAUACGUAUUUUACCUAAGUACAUAUACGAACCAACUAAAAAUAAAAAUAUGAGUGCAGUGUAAAGUAAAGAGAAAAAGGAUAUGCUUUAUAAAUAGAUAAAAUAAAAUAUAUAAAAUACAGUUUAUAUUAAUUUUUAAUUACUUAAUGCAAUCGAGCUUCAUUUACAAUUAAAAUGUUUUCGACAACAAGGCGAAUUAGCUUCGCAUUAAUUAUUUUAUGUGCUUGUUCAAGGCUUGGCGCGGCAGAACAGGAAGAAAAUGAUCCAUGUGAAACUGAAGAGUAUGGAGGGGUGUGCACCACAAGCCGAAAAUGUUUACAUUUACAGAAUACAAUGGCAGCGAUGGGCCUCAAUAGCAGAUUCGUGGGGAAUUGUGGCUUUACCGUUUAUGAAGAGAUCAUUUGUUGUCCAAACGAAGUGAGAUUUAGAACAACAACCUCUAAAUCUACAGAAUUCACUACGAUAUCAUCAAAAUCCAUUCGCGAUUCGCUAAAGGGGCUUUCGCCCGAGGAAAGUAAGAGAAGAAUCAAAGAGUUAAUGCGAGAAGCAAUGGGUGGAUUAGAACGACCACCAACUAAGAGCAAUCUCACAAGUUUGCGUUCUUUGGAGCGCCCAGCUGAUCGUGCAUGCAAGGAAGUCGAAAAACUGCUAAUGCCUAGUCUCCAAGCGCAUGUACUUGGUGGAGCCCCGACCAAUUAUGGCGAAUAUCCCCACAUGGUUAGACUUAUAUUCGAUUUAGAUAGAUUGAGGUGUGGUGGCGUCCUAAUUGAUAAGCGUUUCGUACUUACGGCUGCGCAUUGCGUGCAAAACAAAUUUGGAAAGCCAAUAAAAGUAGUUUUGGGCGUAAGUGACUUCAAUGAUAAAGCACAGAUUGACUAUCGACAGGAUAUAGAUAUCAAAAAAACCUAUUUACCGCAAAACUACAGUGAGCUUAGCUUUUACGAUGAUAUCGCAUUGAUUGAAUUGGCCAGAGAUGCCGAGUUUAGUCAAGGCGUAGCUCCAACCUGUCUAUACACCAAUCAAAUGGAACUGCCCUAUGAUAUUGAUCUAAUUGUGACUGGUUUUGGGCUAACAGAAAAUAAAAAGGCUUCCGAUCGUUUAUUAGCAGCCAAUUUAACGCACAUACCUGCUUUAUUAUGCGAUAAAAAUUACGCUACUGUCAACGAUAUUCGACUCAACCGCGGCAUUAUCGAUACACAGCUCUGUGCCUUUUCAACGGAUAGUGAUGCUUGCCAGGGUGACUCUGGCGGUCCGAUACAUAUUGUUAAAGAUAAACAUUUUAAUAAUUACCGAGUCGUUGGCAUAGUUUCAUUCGGUUUCGAGUGUGGCUCAGAAUUGCCGGGUGUGUAUACUAGAGUGUCAGAAUAUUUAGAUUUUAUCGAAGCUGUUGUAUGGCCAGAUGGCUAAGUGGUGUGAUUACAUAAGAAAACUGUGUAUUAUAUAUAUUUUAUAUUUAGAUACGUUUUUAUAUUAUUAUUAGUAAAAAUUAGUUAUUAUAAAAAAA
This is a messenger RNA of Bactrocera oleae (olive fruit fly), 1629 nucleotides long. Its product is annotated as serine protease persephone. Gene Ontology annotation, molecular function: serine-type endopeptidase activity. The record is from RefSeq and is a predicted model, not a curated record. Gene Ontology annotation, biological process: proteolysis. Lineage: Eukaryota; Metazoa; Arthropoda; Insecta; Diptera; Tephritidae.